This is a messenger RNA of Zophobas morio, 860 nucleotides long. RefSeq names its product alpha-ketoglutarate-dependent dioxygenase alkB homolog 7, mitochondrial. Gene Ontology annotation, biological process: fatty acid metabolic process; DNA damage response. The transcript is spliced from 4 exons. Gene Ontology annotation, cellular component: mitochondrial matrix. NCBI's taxonomy places the organism in Eukaryota, Metazoa, Arthropoda, Insecta, Coleoptera, Tenebrionidae. The coding region runs from base 110 to 814 and encodes 234 amino acids. The record is from RefSeq and is a predicted model, not a curated record.
UCGCGGUGCAUCAAAGUGACCUUGGCAGACCUGUCAUUGUCAUUCAUGUUUAAAAAUUCCCGUCACUUCUUAAUUUUUCAUUUCUUUUCACCUGCAAAAACUCAACAAAAUGCUCCUGAGACGUUUCCUGCCUAACAUGCACUUAAGAAUUCGCCAUUUUUCCGAAGCAAAGCUCCUAGAAACAGUUGUUCCACAGUAUCCCCCUUAUUUGGAUUUGAGCGAACAGCUUACACAAGAACCGUCUCUAGGACAAGCCCUCGCGUCGACUAUGACAAUCCACAACGACUUCAUUUCAGAAGCUGAAGAACAAAGUUUGAUCGAUGAAGUUGAACCAUAUAUGAGCAAUCUCAAGUACGAAUUUGAUCACUGGGACGACGCUAUUCACGGUUAUCGCGAAACUGAACGUCUGCAGUGGAAUGAAGCCAACACAAAAAUUCUAGGCAGGGUACGAGAACUGGCUUUUCCACCUAACGUGGCGCAAUUAAAGUAUGUACACAUUUUGGACUUGGAGGAAAAGGGGCACAUCAAACCGCAUAUUGAUGCCGUUAGGUUCUGUGGAGACACCAUAGCUGGCUUGAGUUUAUUAACGGAUAGCGUUAUGAGGUUAGUGCAUGACAAAAAGAAAGCACUUUAUGCAGACGUGUUGUUGAGAAGGCGUUCCCUGUAUGUCAUGAAAGGGACAGCUCGGUUUGACUAUACACACGAACUUUUGGCAAACAAAUUCAGUCUGUUUAAAGGUGAGAAAAUUUUCAAGGGUAGACGCAUUUCGGUGAUUUGUAGAAACGAACCUAGUUCUGAACGCACUAGUAGUUAGGUUUUGUAACCAAAGUAUUAAAUAAAACUUAGGAUAACAAUAUAAA